Messenger RNA from Pseudocercospora fijiensis CIRAD86, 1194 nucleotides. RefSeq lists its product as uncharacterized. The transcript has 2 exons. Lineage: Eukaryota; Fungi; Ascomycota; Dothideomycetes; Mycosphaerellales; Mycosphaerellaceae. The record is from RefSeq and is a predicted model, not a curated record. Bases 1 to 1194 code for a protein of 397 amino acids.
AUGGGCAAUUGCAUCGGAUCACCGAAUGGAGGCGCCGAGACUGCUCAGGCACGAAAUGCCGAUCUAGAGAAGGCAGAGCAAGAGACUGAAAUCCUCAAAACGCGAAACGUUUCUCUAGAGCAUGAGAAUGCCGAGCUCAGACAGCGUAACUCAGACCUCCAGCAUCGAUGCGAGGCGCUUGAAGCGGAAUAUCAGAAACGUCUGGCCGAGCGCGACGCGCAGGCCCGCAAGCACGACGAGGACCGGCAGAAGCAAGCCAACGAUCUGAUCCUGCUAUCGACCGAGCGAGAUGGAGCAAGAGAUGCCGUGCAACAGUUGGAGAGGCGGAUCGCUGAGCUACAAACUCGGAAUGAAGUGCUGGCCCUGCAGCUGGAAUCUACUCGCGCGGAUGCGGCGAUAUUGACGAAAAACGAGAUGUCGAGGCUGCGCGACGAUCUCGUUCACGAAUCUCAGCGCAAUAUGGCCGAGCUUCUGGAGCGAAUGAAUGCGAUUCGGGAUGCUGCUCUUGAAGAGUUGGCUCAGGCCAAAGCCACUGCGGCCGUGGAAUCUGCAGCCGCGCGGGAAGCGGCGAGCGCGCUGGAGAGGCUGAAAGCGGCAGCCGAGCAACAGCAUGAAGAGGAUAGUCUUAAGUUGGCUGCUACCUUGAAAAAGCUCUCGCACUGUGAAGCUCAGUACGACGAGAGUCGCACAAACCAUGUGUCGACGCAGGCGGCCCUCGAUGCCUCACAAGCUCAAUUGUCAAAGCUGUCACAAGAGCUGGAGACGACCAGAGCAGCACUGUCGAACGCGAAUGCCAGCUAUGGUUGGAACAUAUCUGAUGUCGAUUGGACCGAGCGAGAUUACCACGAUAAUCCUUACAAGUUCUCGCACAGAACCACUCGCAAGGACUUCACAGUCAGCUACAAAUGGUGGGAUGCCAGUAACGAUUACUGUGUCGAUAUUCGCGAAUGGUAUUACAACACCAAAAGCAGCAGGAUGGAGCGGACCACUAAGGGAGUAUUUCUCCCGUUGCCGACUGCGCAAGAGCUGUCUCGGAUUCUGCCUGAAGUCGUGCGGCAGGCGAAAGUCGUUCAACUUCUUGAGGGCAUCGACUCCCACUCGAGGAUAUUCGAGGUGACGGGCCAGAUCUUCUCUGGUUCCUCAAACACAAUGCUGUACCAUGCCAGACAACAACCAUUCCUGACUCGAGCCUGA